Dalotia coriaria is the source of this 399-nucleotide messenger RNA. It is a transcript of the gene Pdrg1, whose product is annotated as Pdrg1 prefoldin-like subunit. The record is from RefSeq and is a predicted model, not a curated record. The coding region runs from base 1 to 399 and encodes 132 amino acids. NCBI's taxonomy places the organism in Eukaryota, Metazoa, Arthropoda, Insecta, Coleoptera, Staphylinidae. The transcript is spliced from 2 exons.
AUGAAUGAUCCGCAAGUUAAUAAAACAUUAACAUACCUACGACAAGUGGAAACAGUCGCGCAGGAGGUGCUCGCGAAAAAGCACCUGAAAAUUGAAUUAUCCAACGGCAGGAAUAAAUUCAAUGAGGCGUACAGAGCAUUGCAAAAGAGUGAUGAAAAUCAUGCAUUUCUCAAGUGUGGAUCUUGUUAUUUAAGAUUUCCCAAAGAUGUUGCUAUUGAUGUUUUAAAAGAAGAUAUUAAAACAUCAACUGAAGAAAUUGAUGAGUUACAUGAAGAAAUAAGAAGAAAAGUUUCUGAUCUUCGAGAGUUGGAACAUCAACCUGGAAUUGUUGGUUUUGGUCUUAAACCUUUAAGUGGAGUGGAAGCCAGAGCUAUUUCAAAGGGUUUUGGUGAUCAUUAA